AUGCUCCUGAUAGGCCUUACCGGCUCCAUCUCGACGGGAAAAUCCACCGUGUCAAGCAUCCUCUCAAAGGACCAUGCACUCCCGAUAAUAGACGCGGACCAGCUCGCACGGAAGGUGGUGGAAGUGGGCACACGGGGACACUCUUCCAUAGUGAGGCACUUUUCUGAGAGCACCCCGGGCCUGCUGAACGGGGACGGGACGCUGAACCGGGCGGUCCUAGGCCGGCGCGUCUUCGGCGACGAUGCUGAGAGGAGGAAGGAUCGGGCGGUGUUGAACGGGAUUGUGCACCCGCUCGUCAAGAAGGAGAUGUUGGCUUCUACCUCCCCACCCCUUGUGGGCUUUUGUUGACAUGGGGGACAUACCGUAGGUAUAAAUCGAUAGCAUACCACUACCUCUCCGGCGCCUGGGCUGUCGUCCUGGACAUCCCGCUACUCUUCGAGUCCUCCUUGGACCUGAUCUGCGGCGCGGUCCUCGUCGUCUCCGUUUCCUCCCCGGCGGUGCAGCUAGAGCGAUUACUCGCCCGCGAUAACCACCUCACGCGCCAAGACGCGGAAAAGCGUGUGGCAUCGCAGAUGAGCAUUCAGGAGAAGGUGGAGCUGUGCGAUAGGGUUUUUGGCGGUGCGCGAGCAAGGGGAGCGGCCAUCCCGAAUGAUGGGAGUCUCGGUGAGCUGCGGGAGGAGGUUUCGAGGGUUGUGAAUGGGUUGAAGGGGGGCAGGGAUGGGUGGUGGAAGUGGAUGCUUUGGGGGCUACCCCCGGUGGCUGGGGCUGUUGGAGCGAGGGUUCUGGCAGAGAAUUGGUGGUGGAGGGAAUGUUGGCACCGGGAGAGGGAGGGGAUUAAGGCGAGGUUGUAG
This is a messenger RNA of Tuber aestivum (summer truffle), 851 nucleotides long. The record is from the annotation of a GenBank genome assembly. NCBI's taxonomy places the organism in Eukaryota, Fungi, Ascomycota, Pezizomycetes, Pezizales, Tuberaceae.